Messenger RNA from Galeopterus variegatus (Sunda flying lemur), 1418 nucleotides. It is a transcript of the gene GABRB1, whose product is annotated as gamma-aminobutyric acid (GABA) A receptor, beta 1. The record is from RefSeq and is a predicted model, not a curated record. The transcript is spliced from 5 exons. Gene Ontology annotation, cellular component: neuron projection; synapse; membrane. Gene Ontology annotation, biological process: chemical synaptic transmission; signal transduction; monoatomic ion transmembrane transport. NCBI's taxonomy places the organism in Eukaryota, Metazoa, Chordata, Mammalia, Dermoptera, Cynocephalidae. Bases 20 to 961 code for a protein of 313 amino acids. Gene Ontology annotation, molecular function: neurotransmitter receptor activity; GABA-A receptor activity; extracellular ligand-gated monoatomic ion channel activity.
CACAACCACAGCUGCAUGUAUGAUGGAUCUUCGAAGAUAUCCUCUGGAUGAGCAAAACUGUACCCUGGAGAUUGAAAGUUAUGGCUAUACCACUGAUGACAUUGAGUUUUACUGGAAUGGAGGAGAGGGAGCAGUAACUGGUGUUAAUAAAAUUGAGCUCCCUCAGUUUUCAAUUGUUGACUACAAGAUGGUGUCCAAGAAAGUGGAGUUCACAACAGGGGCAUAUCCACGACUGUCACUAAGUUUUCGUCUAAAGAGAAACAUUGGUUACUUCAUCUUGCAAACCUACAUGCCUUCUACACUGAUUACAAUUCUGUCCUGGGUGUCUUUUUGGAUCAAUUAUGAUGCAUCUGCAGCCAGAGUCGCACUGGGAAUCACCACGGUGCUGACAAUGACAACCAUCAGCACUCACCUCAGGGAGACCCUGCCAAAGAUCCCUUAUGUCAAAGCGAUUGAUAUUUAUCUCAUGGGAUGCUUUGUGUUUGUGUUCCUGGCUCUGCUGGAAUAUGCCUUUGUAAAUUACAUCUUCUUUGGGAAAGGCCCUCAGAAAAAGGGAGCUAGCAAACAAGACCAGAGCGCCAAUGAGAAAAACAAACUGGAGAUGAAUAAGGUCCAGGUCGACGCCCACGGCAACAUCCUCCUCAGCACGCUGGAAAUCAGGAACGAGACCAGCGGCUCGGAAGUGCUCACGAGCGUGAGCGACCCCAAGGCCACCAUGUACUCGUACGACAGCGCCAGCAUCCAGUACCGCAAGCCGCUGAGCAGCCGCGAGGCGUACGGGCGCGCCCUGGACCGGCACGGGGUGCCCGGCAAGGGCCGCAUCCGCAGGCGCGCCUCCCAGCUCAAAGUCAAAAUCCCCGACCUGACGGACGUCAACUCCAUAGACAAGUGGUCCCGAAUGUUUUUCCCCAUCACCUUUUCUCUUUUUAACGUCGUUUAUUGGCUUUACUAUGUACACUAAGGUCUGUCCUCGCGGCUCGAUUUCGACUACUUUCCUCUUGUUUUUUAACCCCACAGGUCCCCAACAGCGAAACUGCUGUGUUUUUUGAGGUUAAGAGAUUCAGCCAUGCAAUUGGUUUUAGGUCUUGCAUAUCAAUUUUAUUACUGCACCAUGUUUACUUCAAAAGAAAAAGAAAAAAAAAAAACUAUUUUUUUCCAGUUUACUGUGGUCCAGGUUAUCAGCUCUUUAAGAGCUCUAUCAAUUGCCAUGUUUACAAACAAAUAAAACACAGAGAAGUUAGAUAUACAGUUCUUUAGUAGUAUUUUCCUAGUUGCCCUGGAUUUUAUUGAUUUAUUUUUUAAAUGAAAAUGAAAAGAGGACCUCACUGUCCGCCUGCACAGCUUCCUGGUAAACUGUAACAAUCUCAUGCUGCCAAAAAAAAUAUAUAAAACACCAUAAUUUCCAGGAUCUCAGAAGA